AUGUCCUCCUCCGAUGGCGACGAUGACAAGAAGCCGCCAGCUCGUCGAACUGACAACAACAAAAAGCCUCCCCCUCGUACGUCCAUCCGUAAUCCUUACAACCAAAGCAUUCCUGUUUCAGAUCACAUGCGUCGUGCCGGAGAAGAGCAUCCAGUCGCUCGAAAACCAUUCGCACGCAUGAGUACCAGUGGAAAGGCUCCACGAAGUCAGUAUCCCCGCGGUUACACUCAGUACGCACCUGAAGAAGAUGAUGAACCCAACCCGUCUGUUGCAAGUCGCAAAGCCCCCGAGUACACCGAGUCCUCCGAACGUCUCCGAUUCACUCCAUUCUAUCCGAGUUCGGCAUCAGCUGUCCUGCCUACACAGGAUUCUCCAGGAACUGAAGUUGUCAAGAAACGCCGUUCCACUUUGAAGUCGAUCCGUCCUGGAUCUAAAUUGCUUGAUGAAGACUCUGUGUACUAUCACGUCCCGGUCAUUGAAGCUGCUGAGAACCGCAAUGAACCACAAGGUACUCCACCAAAGGUGGCACCGGCGGGAUUGAUGGACAACAAUCCUCCCACACCCAAGGAAUUUCUUUCGCAAUUGAUCGACAACAACAUCGACGGAUCCACCGAAGGUCGCGCCAAGAACAGCAACGACGAUGAAGACGAUGAGUUCCCACUCGAAGACUUUGUCCGUCUUGCAUCCAGUACGUUAACUCUUUGUGAACGCUGCUACACCAUCAUUGACAAACUCAAGGAGGAUGGAGUUGUCCUCAUCCAUGUUGUCCAGCAUUAUUAUUAUGCAUGCAACAAACCGUAUCUGAACACUGGACGUGAAAUAGCUUGGAAGUUUGACGACCACCUCCUCAAGCAACCCAUUUAUUGGCUUGCGCAGUCUGGCUACCCAUUCCCACGUCCAGGAGAUGAGUUUGCCAUGAUGGGAAUGUACUUUCAUCCUGACAAGUUCAUCGAAAUGCUCCAGAUGCUGCACUUCGCCAUCAGCAUGGAGUAUUUUUGGUUCAGGAAGGUGGCAACCGGCUUCAACUGGAACCAUGAUGAGUAUGCUCGUCGCUUGACUUUCUUCAAAGAUCGUCAUCCAUUCAGUGGCUGGAUGACCCGACCAAGGGGAACGGCCGACGUUGAAGAGAUCAAUGAUCCAAUUCAGGAUCCUGACGAUGACGAUGACGACAAUGAUGACGGCACUGACAAUCAUGGUCCCGAUCGUGAUGGUGGUGGCAUUCAAAGCAAACGCCAACAACAUCGUGGACAUGUCACUGGUGGGAAUCAAGGCCGUCGCAAUGAAAGUCGCGCCACUGGACAAGAUCAAGUCCGCCACAGUGUUCGUAGCGGAGGUGACCGACAACUCCAACCAAACAAAGCUUACAUUCCACUCACGAUCAAGACCGGAACUUCAAGCAUCGAGUUCGGCAUGGGUGGAACCGAAGCAAGUCUUUCUUCAACCCCGAAGAUCACAGGACGUGCAAGUCUUAAGCGUCCACCUGACACAGACAACAGUGGCAAAAGCUAUGACACCGCACUUGUCAUCACCGACUCUGGAGACGUGGACGUACCCCCGCAGAUUGUGGAGGCACCGACGCAGAUUCCAAAGAAGGGCGCCACUUACGAGACUGCUUUGGAAAUAGCUUUGUCUUCCAGUUCUGAUAGUGGCGACCGAAAGCCAGCAGCGAAGAAGACGUCAUCGGCAACUCAAAGCACUGAUGAUUCCACUGAUGAUUCCGACGAAACCAGCGAAAACAACACCGAUGGUUCCUCCCCAGAAACACUCUCCAGUAUGAGUUCUCGUGACAGCCCACCAACGAGAGCCGCAAAAAAGAAAAGUACUACCAAGAGUGUUCGUCGUCGUCUUCAGUUGACCAAGGAGAAAGAGUCCAAGGAUGAAGAUUCAGAUUCCAGUUCGAAUGAUUCCGAUGCAGCGAAGGAACAACAGCAGCAUUGCGGUCAAGAUUCUGAAGUUGACGAUGAAGAUGAUUCAGAAGGUGGUCAAUCUUCCACCACAUCAUUGACUUAUUGA
Molecule: messenger RNA, 2013 nt
Organism: Seminavis robusta
Lineage: Eukaryota; Bacillariophyta; Bacillariophyceae; Naviculales; Naviculaceae
Source: the annotation of a GenBank genome assembly